UAAGUUUAAACUCGCUCGUUGCCUGCGCCACAUUUGAACUUUCUUUGGUUCAAUUAAAAAAUGGCUACGACUAUCUUAUCGCUCGUCCGUCCAACCUCCAAAUAACCUGCGAUAUGUUUGCAUUUCUGCAACUGGUAGAGGUUGAGCACUCUGGUUGCCUAUCAUCUACAACAAUUAAUAUUUUUGAUAAAGCUAUAUAACAAAUCCUUCCUUUGUAAUUUGUAACUUUUGUGGAGUUGCAAUAGAUAAUCAAAAUCGGAAUCUCCAUGUAGAUUUGGCUAUUUGCUGCCCUUAACAGUAUGUGAUGUGUUAUAUAAAUGUAUUUCAGUUAGCGGCGCUAGAGAAAUGCAUUCUUACUACUUCCCAGGACAAUUCUAUUGCAUUAACAAAGUCUAAUCAAAAUAGGGGUUGUAUUACCUUUUUCCGCGGGUUAUUUUUUAAAUGCUGUUAAAAGAGAGCUGAGUAAGGUAAUUGUUUCAGUAUAUGUCAAUAUUACCUUAUCCCAUGACACCAAUGCUUUGUUUAUGUUAGAUGACAAGCGCUUGGACAAAUAUGAGCUUUGCAAUCAAACAUAGGGAUAUAGAGAGGGAGUGGGAGAAUCAGGGUGGAGUUUUGGUUAUUUUUUUAUAUUAUUGGAGAUUCUUGCUCACUCUCAGAAGAUCUAUACCUGCUAAUAGUCUGGAAAGGAUUGGGAGAUCAAAUUUUAUUUCAAUAUUGUUAUAGCUUUGGAGCAUCUUUGGAGCAAAUGAGCAAUGGAGCUUGUGGAGCACGGCUCACCUCGAGGAUUGCUCUCUUGGUUUGCUUCAUGGUUUUGGAUUUCUUUACAUUUGUGUAAUCAUUAGAGUAAUGAUGAUAAUAAGUAGGCAUUUCAUUAUCAGGCAUGACAAAAGAAAGUGAGAUAUUUUCCCUUUGUUAAUGAGUUUCCAAAUUUUGCUUGCAGAGGAAUUGUAGAAAUUAUUCUAUCAGAUAUGAGUGGUCGAUUUUCUCGCACUAUUUAUGUUGGCAACCUGCCCUCAGAUAUCAGAGAGUCAGAAAUUGAGGAUUUAUUCUACAAGUAUGGUCGUAUAUUGGAUAUCGAGUUAAAGAUUCCACCUCGACCUCCAUGUUAUUGUUUUGUUGAGUUUGACAAUGCUCGAGAUGCAGAAGAUGCAAUUCGUGGUCGUGAUGGCUACAAUUUUGAUGGUUGUCGAUUAAGGGUGGAGCUUGCGCAUGGUGGUAGGGGGCCAUCAUCAAGUGAUCGGCGCGGUUAUGGUGGUGGUGGUGGGAGCCGUUUUGGCAUCUCACGUCAUUCUGAAUACCGAGUUAUUGUUCGUGGACUCCCAUCAUCUGCAUCUUGGCAGGAUUUAAAGGAUCAUAUGCGCAAAGCUGGUGAUGUAUGCUUUGCUGAGGUUUCACGUGAUAGUGAAGGCACAUUUGGCAUUGUUGACUACACUAAUUAUGACGACAUGAAAUAUGCUAUUCGAAAACUUGAUGACACUGAAUUUAGAAACCCAUGGGCAAGAGCCUACAUUCGGGUGAAGAAAUAUGAGGCCAGUCCCACAAGGAGCCGCAGCAGGAGCCCUGGCAGAAGCAGAAGUCCUAAAAGGAUUAGAAGUCGGUCAUUGGAGCGAUCUGUGUCUAGAUCACUAUCUAGGUCUAGAUCACCAUCGCCAAUCAAAUCUAGGCCAAGAUCGCCAUCACGUUCUCGGUCUCGGUCACAAUCUGGAUCACCACGCCAGGCUCGAUCGGCCAGUGGUUGAUCACUCCGCCAAUGCAGCUGGAUCCUUAUCUGGGGGUAGCCUCUGGUGCAAUGCGGGAUGAGUUUUAGAUGAUGCGGUUGUAUUAAGUUAUUUUGUUGGAAAUUAAUCAUGCACUUGAGUUUGGUCCUAAAAAAAGGCACUGGGGUUGUGUUAUUGACAAAUGUUAUAGAUCAGUUUGGGCGUUUGAUGUGCAUACGAUCACUCUAGGGAUUUAUGCUUGUCGUAUUUAUUCGAGACGACUAAUGUAUUAGUCUGGCCAUCAUAUUAUGUUUAUUACGUUGUUAGAGGGGUUAUUUAUGAAUGGCGUGGAUAACUCAAACGCUGAAAAGGAAGUUGACACCGUAAUUGUUGAAUAAAGAGAAAUGAGACUACCGCCAAGAA
Molecule: messenger RNA, 2120 nt
Organism: Neltuma alba
Lineage: Eukaryota; Viridiplantae; Streptophyta; Magnoliopsida; Fabales; Fabaceae
Product: serine/arginine-rich splicing factor SR34A-like
Exons: 12
Coding region: 969-1739 (256 amino acids)
Cellular component (GO): nucleus; cytoplasm
Molecular function (GO): mRNA binding
Source: RefSeq, a predicted model, not a curated record